AUGUCAGCUAGAUCACUUGACCUCAACCCAAUCGAGAACCUUUGGGGUGACUUAGCAAGAAGAGUUUAUGCAAAUGGGAGACAUUUUACAUUUACAACAGAGCUGAAAUAUACUAUCGAAGGUAGAACAACAGUUAGCGAAUAUCUAACGCAAUCUACAACUGUCACUGACUUUCAUACACCGGAAACUAAAACUGUCAGUGAUACUGAGGCAGUCGGAUCGACAACACCGAUUGUUCACACUCCGCCAAGUAGAACAACAGUUAGCGAAUAUCUAACGAAAUCUACAACUGUCACCCACUUUCAUACACCAGAAACUGCAACAAUCGACACGGAAGAAACAGAAGCCACGACGAGAACAACUGUGUUCACUAAAACAACGGGAACAUGUGAAGAGCACGAAACAAAAUCAACAACCGACACGGAGACCGUAAAACCAACUUGUAAAACUGUCAGUGAUAUUGAGACAAUGGAACCGACAACACCGAUUGUUCGAACUCUGCCAAGUAGAACAACAGUUAGCGAAUAUCUAACGAAAUCUACAACUGUCACUGACUUUCAUACACCAGAAACUGUAACGAUCGAUACGGAAGAAACAGAAGCCACGACGAGAACAACUGUGUUUACUAUAACAACCACUCGCCGAGAAUGUCUCACGCCUCCUGCUCCACAAACUACAGUCACCAGCUGUUACUACAUUAAGAAGGAUAUUUGCAGCAAGGAGCGUUUGAGUCGUUGGGUGGCUGCCAUCAAAGCUUGUGUAACAUCGCUCCUGAAUGAACAGCGGCAUAAAAUUGAAGACCUCCUGGAAGAUCUCCACCUGAAUGUCUUGAAAGCAGUUUUGCUGUCUUGCAUUCGUACUAUCGGUGAUACUAAAUGCAGGGAGAACAUUAAUGUACUGAAAUGGGUGGUCGAAAAAGAAAUCAUUGUAGUUGGAAGAUACGCAGAACGUGCAACCGGAUUUACCGAUAGAGUUCCUGAUGAGGUAAAGAAAUGCGUAGCUGUUGUUGAUGAGUUGAAAAUGGAAGAAUGCUAUCCAGGUUUUUAUAACAUAUUAAAUGAUGUCAUCGUCUACGGUGAAACUAAUGUUGACAUCACCAAGGAUAGUAACACAAACCUCGAAUGCAUCCCAGAUUUGAUGAAGCAUUGCAAGAAAAAGAGCCUUCAAUUUCUGGAAAAGAUAUUUUACGUGAUAUUUAAAAUAUGCAUUCCUUUCAACAAAAACCCUGAAGACAGAGAGUGUACAGAAGAACCUCCUGAGGAAGAAACUACGGAUGGCAUUGAACAAAAAAAGGAUUUGGAUAGUAGCAAAGAACAUUGCACGGACUCUGAUAUUCAGCUAAUUCUUCAAUAUUUGGAGAGAUGUUUGACAAUAUCAGGCCGAAAAGUGUAUGAGUUAUUAAGAUGUGUGAAACAGUAUACUCCUAAGUGCACUUUUACAAAAUGGGAUAAUUUUGCUGUACUUUAUGACCAGAUAAUAGACAUGGCAAAGACGUUUCCAGGAGUUGAUCAAAAUUGCAUGGAAAACCUUGACUCUACGCGCACAAGAAAUUGUGCAAAACAAAUGAUUGAAGUUGUGUCAGUAUUUCAUAGCUCCGCGACAGAUGUUGAUGAGAGAACUCUGAAAUCAGUUUCAAGAUGUUUUCGACGGGCAUUGUCUGAUUGCUCAUCACGUGUUACUAAUAAAUUUCUUAAAAUGCUUGCAAAUCUUUCAAGGCUUCGUGUCUUUCCUUCGUCUCCCACGCCUCCAGAUGAUUCCAUUCCCAAUUUUAGUAGCAUUAAAGUGGAUUCUGAUUCAUUAGAGGUCUGCGAAGUCGUAGUAACUGAACAAGGAGCAACUCAGCCAUCAUCACUUCAAGAAUGUGUUCCAGUCUAUUUUUUUAAUAAGGGCCAAAAAGUAACUGUUAUAAAGCGUUUCAUCUGUCAAAGUGCAGAAAUUUCAGAAUGGUACGCUGGGAUGCAUGAUUGCACCAAACAAAAAACGAUGAAAAUUGGAAUGAAAGAUCCAUAUAGUCUAACAGUUGAAAAGAUUUUAAAAAUAGCUAAGGAGUGUUCGGAAAGUGGUAUUAUCUUAAAGUGCCGUCCCAAAUACCGGAGAGAAUUUAGAUCAUUACUGGAUUUGUUUCUACAGCUGACAAGGAAAUUUUCUGUGCGACCUGAGAAUGGAGGGUGUCAUGACGCAUUGGUAAUCAAAAACAUCUUACCAUGCAUAUAUACUGCUCAUAAAUAUAUGAUUUCCACUCAAAAAGAAUCAGCUUUGAAAGCACACAGCAAUAAUUCUCUGUAUGGCUAUCAGAAUUUGGAUCCAUUUUAUGCUCCCAAA
Messenger RNA from Stegodyphus dumicola, 2322 nucleotides. RefSeq lists its product as uncharacterized. Lineage: Eukaryota; Metazoa; Arthropoda; Arachnida; Araneae; Eresidae. The record is from RefSeq and is a predicted model, not a curated record.